Messenger RNA from Triticum turgidum subsp. durum (durum wheat), 198 nucleotides. The record is from the annotation of a GenBank genome assembly. Lineage: Eukaryota; Viridiplantae; Streptophyta; Magnoliopsida; Poales; Poaceae.
AUGAAGCUAAGCAAAGCCUUGAACACUUUUGCUUCCAUGUCUUUGAUCUGUAUGAUGGCGGACCUAGUGGUACCCUCCUUCAUGGGACCAAAGAGUUGUGCCAUGAACACCGUAGAUCGGGCUGCAAGCACACACCUGUGUGCGACGAACGUCUCACCGCUGACCUCAAAUGUCACAUCGGCACCCACCUUAUUUUGA